AUGGAAAAAAACAUUGAGAAAUAUCUCACUGAAAAAUUCAAAACGAAGUUGCACAACGGCCCGAGAGUCCGAUUCCAUCGCCGUUUUGCAGAACUGGAGUCUCUGCUCGAGAAAAUCACAGCCUCUGAGUUCCCUGCAGAGAGAUCAAUCAAAGAGGAGCUCUACUGCCUCAAUAAUGUCUUGGAAGAGUGUCAAAUGCUAGCAAGGAAGCAAAGCCUCGCCUCUCUUAAAACAGUUCUAAGUCCCUCAAUUGUUCAAAUCAGUAGGGACUUGGACAAGAUCAAACAGAAACUUCACAAGAUCUACCAAUUCAUAGCAAGUUUACAUGAGACCUUCUGUCGUCUGCCAGAGAGGCUAGAAGCUUUUCGAGGAAGCUCCACAUGGGUCAAUCAGUCAAGAAUCCACGGGCUCGAGAAUGAAAUGGUGACUUUGGAGAGGAUGCUUCUCCAACCAGGAAAACCAUCCGACUCUUUCAACGCAAUUGCAAUCAUCGGCAUGAGCGGUGUCGGAAAAACGACACUAGCCCAAUUGGUAUACAACAAACAAGAAGUGAAGGCACAGUUCCUUCCAAGAAUCUGGGUAUCGUUAUCCCCACAGCCCAACAUGGCGGAGAACCUGAGGGAGGCUACCGCCAAGAAGUUACUGGCCCGUCUAGGAGUUGAAAAGGACAUAAUCAGCUCAAUCGAGAGCCACGGCCUCCGCGGCCUACACUACGCUCUCCACCUGCAACUACUGGGCAAAAGGUACUUGAUAGUGCUCGAUGACGUGUGGGACACCAACCCAUGGCACAACAAUGACGCCUGGGAUGGGUUGCCCAAAGGUUAUGGCGGUUCAGUCAUUAUCACAAGCAGGUCAGAGAAAGUGGCCAACACCAUGGUUGGGGAACAAAAUGUGCUCCACCUGCAACCGCUCACGGACCCUGAGAGCUGCUGGUGUAUAUUCAAGGAUGAGGUCGAGAAAGAUGGUGAAAAAUUGGAUGAUGACAACAUCAACAAGCUGAAACCAGAGGUCGAAAAGAAGAGUGCUGGUCUGCCGCUAGCUGCGAAAAUGAUGGGGGAGAUUUUCUAUGAGAAGCGCAAAGGUAAGGAGGGGGCUGAGCAUGGUGAGAUUCAUCCUCAAGAGUUCUAG
Molecule: messenger RNA, 1128 nt
Organism: Syzygium oleosum
Lineage: Eukaryota; Viridiplantae; Streptophyta; Magnoliopsida; Myrtales; Myrtaceae
Product: probable disease resistance protein At5g45490
Exons: 1
Coding region: 1-1128 (375 amino acids)
Biological process (GO): defense response to other organism
Molecular function (GO): ADP binding
Source: RefSeq, a predicted model, not a curated record